GAAGACAGUGUUUAAUGACGUGUGUUCAUUUGAUAUGUUUACAACCUAAAUUAUGAAUGGUCAUUUUAGCUCAAUUUGGAGAAUCUUUGGUGACUGACCAUAGUGGUGACGUAUGGCGGAUCAAACGUUACGGUUGGGUUCUUUUGGCUUUGUAAUCACCGAGUUGCCUGUCCUUCUAUCCGAGGUUAUCAGGGUGAUCAGAAUGCAAUGAAGAAUAGAUUCAGUCUUCAGAAGUUGAAAUGGCGUCGAAGGGGAUGAACGGCUCUCUGCCGAACUUCGUCGGCGACAACAAGAGACGAGACACCGCGGAUAGCAAGCGUCUGAUUGAGCUGAAGACGUUGUCGGCGAAGUCGAGUGGGUGUUUGGUCACGAAUGGUGAGCACGGUAGACGCGAUGAUGACGAUUCGUCAACGAUUACCAAGGCUUCUUCCCUUUCUCGAGAGAGAAGUACAUCGUUAUGGUAUGGCACUGGUAAUCAAAUGCAGUAUAUCGAACGCGUGGUGGCAGGUGUGAAGAUGGGGGACCAUGUUAAGAUGACAGAGUUGGUUAGUAAACUCGGUACGGAAGGGUUUGCAGCAGUCAUCAGAGAACAUGAUGUCAGGAAUAAUACUCCACUUCACUAUGCCGCCCUCAACGAUGACAUCCUGAUGACGAAACUUCUGCUGCAGUAUGGGGCAGAUGUUAACGCCGUUGGAGAAGGUGGAAAGCACCCUCUUCACUUUGCAGCAAUACGAAGGUUUAUCGACAGAGGAAGCCCGAGUCGGGGCAAUGAUAGCGGAGACGCUUCAUCUUUUACAAUGCCGACCGAAGCAUCAUAUUCUCAGCAUUCAGAUGAAAACGAAAAAUCUGAACAGGAAGAACAGCGACCCCGACAUUCGAUUUCCCUAAUGAACUUGAGUUUCUUGAAGAAGGACAAGAAGAAGGACAAGAAGAACAAGAAGAAAACAUUCUUUAAGUCUGAGCUUCCACUGCUAGUCGAUAGUGAUGAGGAAAAACCUUUCAUAGCCGGCAGUCUUCGGUCGCUGAGUCAAUCCUUGGACAUGCUGGAUGAACUCGAUGAGAGUCCGAACGACAAAAAACACGGGAACGAAGAGGGUGACGAGGUCGCUGCCGUCGACGAGAACGUUGUCGAUAUCUUACUCAAUGCAGGUGCAAACGCGAGCGCCAAAGACGCCAAGGGGAUGACGCCCCUUCAUCUUGCCUUCAUGCAGGCCAACAUGGAUGCUUUCAAACGCCUCCUUUCCGUACCGGAAAUUGACAUCAAUGCACAAGACAGACGAGGUGCGACGCCACUCUUCCACGCCUGCAAGUCAGGCAACACAGACGGGGCUUUGAUCCUGAUCAACAGAGGUGCAGAUAUUCUCAUUUCUGAUGUAAAUGGAGAUACGCCCCUUCACAUAGCAGUGAGGCAUUCAUACACAUUGAUCGUCACGGCAUUGAUAGAAAUAGCGGAGGGUAGAGGGGAAAUUAAUCAGGUGAUGCUUGAUGAGAAUUCCCGUGGGGUCAUUCCUCUUUACGAUGCAAUCAGAUGCGGACAUAGGGACCUAUUCAAAACCAUUCUCAGCAACGUUUCCACCCGGAUGCCUCGGACGAAUGGCCUGGACAUAGAGAAGCUGGUCAAUUUCGCCAGUCGAGACAACGACGACACUCUCCUUCACGUGGCCGCCGCAGCCGGGUACCAAGACAUCGUCGAAUGUCUAAUCAAUAACGGCGCCAUGGUCAACAGGGUCAAUUUCGACGGCCAAACACCGAUGCAUUUUGCCUGCGAAAAGAACCACGAGAGUAUUGCACUUUGCCUGGUUGAAAAUGGCGGUGAUGUAAACAUCGCAGACAGCGCUGGCCUGAACCCACUACAGGUGGCUGUGAACCAUAAAAGCUUUGAAACCUUGAUGACUCUAUUGCAGUCCAUCUCAGGUGCGUCCGGUGGUCAGUCUGAUGAAGCUACGGACAUACUUCAGUGGUCAGCAGCCAACAACAAAGCAGAUAUACUCAGAAAGAUUCUUGAUUAUGAAUUCCGUUUUCAUGAGAUGACUGAUAGGGGGAUAAUGGACUUCAUCAUGGGAGCAGUCAAGAGGAAGCACGGCGAAACUGUACACGUAUUGGUACGUUGGAACAGGGCUGUUGUGGACCAUCGUGAUGAGCUCGGAAAUACACCUCUUCAUUACGCCGCAGAGGGCGGGCAUCACGACAUCGCCAGGGAACUUAUUCUAGCAAAGGCCCAAGUCAAUGCCAAGAAUGGUGAAGAUCUAGGUGGUCUGGCACCUCUCCAUUACGUAGCUGCCCGUGGUUGGACAAGAACAGCUCAUGUUUUGCUCGACUCUCUGGCAAAUAUCGACCAGACGGACAACCAAUUGAUGACACCUCUCCACCAUGCUUGUAGAGACGGAAAUAUCAACAUGGUCGACCUGCUACUCAACGGCAAGGGAGCUGGAACUGUUACCAAACCAGCUGACGUCACAAUACAAGACGCCAAGGGACUGAAUUGCCUCGAUCACGCAAUCGACAACGACCACGAGACAAUCGCCAAGAUGAUCAUAACUCACGACAGAUGGCUGGAAGUGAUGUCAGUAUCGAGUCUGGAUGAAGAGACUAGGUACCACACAACGCCGAUGCGGAAGCUGAUUUGCUCGAUGCCAGAUGUUGCCAGGAUGAUACUGGACCGGUGCAUUACAGUCACAGGGGGGACCAGAAUUCGAGAUAAAGACGUCCAAAUAGAAUUUUACUAUGAACUUCUGGAAGACACGUUUUCACCGUGGAUGCGGUCGAUGGAUGACGAACCCCAUGCAAGUGGCGGGGUAUUAAAUGCCUUCUUGAAUCGAAUGUACAAGAGGGUAUCGGCUAGACUUCCAUCUGACAUCGAAGAACAGUAUGACGAAAAAGAUCAUUUACUCAAAUCCUCUACUCCUUUCAUUCGAAACGCAGUGGAAAGAAAUGAUAACCACCCUGUUCAGUUGAUGAUUUCUUCCACACGUGUUGAGCUUUUAGACCACCCACUCGUGACGACAUUCCUUGAGCACAAGUGGAAAUCGGUUGGUCGUUACAUCUUCUACGCGGGUUUCCUGAUAUACAUCACGUUUCUUGCAAUGCUGACCGGAUACAUCGUCGCCAUUCCACCCGAUUACUAUGUCCGAUCUGUCAACCAUUCUGUCGAUCCAGAUGCAAUUACAUGGUUUGGAAACGGGGAGCAGCUAUGGAUUGAAGAUGUUCCAGCUGCAGUCAUCUAUCUUUUUGAUGUCUUUGGCCCGACCUCAAUCAUGAUUUUGUCGAUCAUGAAUAUUCUGAGAGAGUUAGGGCAGAUGUUCGUUCAGAGGUUUUCAUAUUUCCGGGAUGGAGGAAAUAUCAUGGAGUUAUUUCUUUACAUAUUCGCCAUCAUAUUCUCAGUGCCUUUCAGUCAUAUCGACUAUGUUGCCAAUGGAAGAAUAAAAAAGCAUUGGCAGUGGCCGAUGGGUGCCGCAGCAGGUUUCCUGGGAUGGAUCAAUCUCCUCCUCUUUAUAAGGUGUAACUCCAAACUCGGGAUCUAUGUUAUCAUGUUCAUAGAUAUCUUCAAGACUUUUCUCCGAUUCAGUUUUAUCCUCUUUCUUUUCGUCAUGGCCUUCGGUAUCGCAUUCUACGCUCUUCUUCUGAAUCAGAAUCCAUUCCACUCCUUUUUCGAUUCCUUGGCCAAGACGUUCGUGAUGAUGAUCGGUGAGCUGGAUUAUGCUGAUAUAUUCUACGGCCAGGACUACCUAGGAACAUCGAACACCCUGGAAGGAGACGGAGAGGCAGCCUACUUUAUGAAUUCAAAUUUCUAUGGACGGCUCACUCAACUUUUCUUCAUGUUAUUUCUCAUCGUCAUGGCAAUUCUCAUGAUGAAUAUGAUGGUUGGUUUGGCCGUUGAUGACAUCCAGGCAAUCCAGGAAAAGGCAAAUCUUCAUAGUCUCACCAUGCAGGCUAGUAUGGCACUGGAGAAUCAGUCAAAGUUUCCUCUGUGGCUCUGGAGGAGAUGUGUAGCUCGAAGGAAGAGGUUUCUCUUGAACGAGGUCAAACUCAGGAAAUGGCUUCGACGGCUGACUGGCGGAAGAAAACAACUCAAGAGGGCGUUAUCGAUCAGUCAUGAUGCAGAGAAUCAUUUAAGCAUUGAGUCGCCACAAGAAGAGGCCUACGAGAAAAUCAAAGACCGAAUCAAGGACGUCAGUCUGAAGGUUGAACAAGCAACGGUUGAAAUGUUGGAAGAAGCCAAGAAAAGAGAUGCCCAGUUGGAACACCUGAGUGGUGAACAGAAAGUCCUUCAUGACCGGGCAGAUCAUCUACAGUCAACACAGGAACGCCUUGGUGAUAGCAUGGAAAUCAUGCAUAGAAAGAUGGAUGUGAUGAUCAAGAAACUAAAGAUUAAGCAAAAGAACGUCGAAGGCCUGUUUAGACCUUAAAGACGUAAAACAUAGUUAGAAUUUCAAUCAAUAGAAGGACGUUUUGGGAUUUUUGCGACUGAAUUAUUGAGUAACCUUCGAAACAUUGAAAUCUCCAUUGUUUUCUCUUUAAACGCACAAGAAGUUAUAUCUCUAUCUUGACUUACUUUUCCGUUUGUAGGAAACUAUACGUUACCAAUUUGAUCAGAGUGGAUCUGUUCCAAAAUUCUGCGCAGGUCAUAAUAAUUAUGCAUUUGCUAGCAAUGAGUGUCGGUAACAUCCUUCGUGUUAGUUUCUAAUGUCAUUUCCAGUCAAGUCUUAAUUAAAAACGUCCGAUUUUUUUUAUCCUAUCGAGAGAUGAAGUAAAUAGUGAUUAAUUGAUUAAUUGAUUUAUUUUUCUUCUGCAUUCAUGAUAUUUUGAUUUGAUUUGAUUUAAUGUUUUCUUCUGCAUCCAUAACAUUCGUAUAAUACAUUUUUCAUAACAUAAUAAACAUAAUAUGCUAGCAUUUUUGGCAUGAAUCAUAAAUAAAAAGUAUUAAAAAGAUAAUUUCAGACAAAAAUGAUUAACUAUAUGAUAUUCACAAUUUGCAGGAGAAGGAUUGUCAUCAUAAGCAGAUUGCUUGAAAAAAAUGACAAUGAAGCAUUAGUCAACGCAAAUUGUCAGGUUGUAUUUAACCAUCAGUGGUAACUUCCAUUGCUUUCUUAUUUGUAACUAAUGAUCCCGACCGAAAUAAUUACAUGCUUGCCUCAUAAGGAGAGACUUGAUGAGCUGCUACUUCUUAUACAUAUGUUCUUCAUGCACUCACGACACGCACAACCAGCUCAACCAACGCGGAGCAGCGAUAGAGUGCACGGCGCAUUGGUCUAUGCUGAUUGGACGCGCACCACGAAAGAGGUCAUUCAGCACAGACAUGUCAGGAGGAGUGUCCUGGUCAAAUCCUCUUUAAAAUUCUUUGUGCGCUGGGCCAUGAACCCCUUCUGUGCUAUAUCAUUUUCAGGGAGGGAAACAAUGCAUUUUUGCUUGAGCGUGAAAUUUAAAGUUCGCGCGGCACCGAUUGUGCAUUAGUGCGAAAUUCGCAUGGAAAUCGAUGGUUGCACCACAAACACUAGAGGGCGCACUAUCAGCGACUGGUAGGGUAGUCCUGACAGCGAUAUUAACUAGACAAACGCCACAAAUACCAGUCUUGCUGUUAAGAAAACAGAUGACAAAUAAAUCGAGUGCCUCAAAUCUGUGACCUCGGACAUAGUACUGCGCGUCGCUAACAGAAAUAAAGAUCCCUACACAACCUACUUGCAGGCCAUGCGAUUUUAAACAACUCAUCAGUAUGCUAGAUUCACACACCAGUCGUUACCAAUCACCUUUCCUCUUAGAAUAUUGCAACCUCCUGUGUCUUUUGGGCAACCACUGAAGCUACAUAGAAAAGUUUCCCGUUUGAUAAGCCUAUGUAUGUUACUCGAAAAGAUAUAAGUGUGCUAAUGCUAACCUGGCUAACGUCAAUUACGAAAAGUUUUUGUAUAUUUUAUUGAUAUGGAAUAUAAAGAUGUCAUCUUUUGAGGAAUAGUCGAAGGCCAUGAGAUAUAAUUGUUCUGUCACGAAAUCCUUGAGUUGAUAUUUGAUUUCUUAUUCACUCAUAAAGUAAUAAUGUGAUAUAGGGUGUUACAUUCACGAAAUGAGACAGAAAUAUGAUGGAAAAUUGCAGACAGAGAGGGGAGGAAAACGAGAGUAGAUGACAAAGAUAAAGGCAUAGUUCUAUACCCCUCCAAAUGGAUGGGGGCUUCGGGAGGAGCGACUUAGAUCACGAAAACACGGAUUAUCGGGGAGAGGCGAGUGAAUGUGACCCUAUUUUUUUGCACCGAUACACCAUGUACACCGCAAAACAAUACACGACACAAAAAGAUGAAGAGGUUUCUUGUCAAAGAGCCUCUAAUUACAACAGAAUUCAAAGUCCCUGACAUCUUAUACUGUUAUUUGAAACUGAUGGCAUAAGAUGGUAAAACGAUUUUAGAAACUAUUAGAUAUCAUCAUCCCAUGAGUCUUUCAUAGCCAACAUUUAUGGAAAAGAACGAGUUUAUUUUACAAUAUCUACGUUUUUUAAAAAAUCUUUUAUUGAAAGGAUUUUCAUAAUAUAUUUAUUUUAUUUGUCAAAGUGUUCUCAUAGCUUGAUAACAAAUUAUUAUAAGUAUCAUUUUGUGAAUAUCGUAAUAUCUGUCUAUCCUUGUUUUUAAUCUACUCCACUACUGUAUAAGUUACAGGUGACUAGACAAUUUUUUACAGAGAUAAGUAGUAAAUAAGAUAUUGAAUUUUAAAAGCAUAAAAACGUGGAUUUAAACCUCCAUCAAAUAUCUAUUAUGUAAAGAACUUUAAGUAAAGUAAACGGGUAUUUUGUGCAUUAAUCGAUUGUAUUUAUGGGAGAUUAUGGUAUUAAUAAUGUUUUUGUUUAGCACGUUUAGCGUAUAGGUCUGGUAAUGUUUCUGAUAUCACAAGAGAUUAUAUUGAAAUUAUGUAUCAUUUUCAUCCCUCGAAAUAAAUUUCAAAAUGUCAAUGUAUAA
This is a messenger RNA of Lytechinus pictus (painted urchin), 6935 nucleotides long. Its product is annotated as transient receptor potential cation channel subfamily A member 1 homolog. Gene Ontology annotation, biological process: monoatomic ion transport; transmembrane transport. Gene Ontology annotation, molecular function: protein binding; monoatomic ion channel activity. Bases 240 to 4406 code for a protein of 1388 amino acids. Gene Ontology annotation, cellular component: membrane. The transcript is spliced from 24 exons. NCBI's taxonomy places the organism in Eukaryota, Metazoa, Echinodermata, Echinoidea, Temnopleuroida, Toxopneustidae. The record is from RefSeq and is a predicted model, not a curated record.